Molecule: messenger RNA, 1520 nt
Organism: Vigna umbellata (rice bean)
Lineage: Eukaryota; Viridiplantae; Streptophyta; Magnoliopsida; Fabales; Fabaceae
Gene: TLP8
Product: tubby like protein 8
Source: RefSeq, a predicted model, not a curated record
AUGGCGAAGGGACCCACUUGCAGAGAGUAAAUUGAAAUAAAAAUCUAGUAUUUACCCAAUUCAUUAUCAUGCGUACCUGUUAGAUCCUCCCAGUGUUGUGUUCGAAGAUUGCCAUGGUUGUUUUGCCUGUUUCCUAAUUUAAGCUGUCCAACAACAAUUCCAGGAACGAUGAAGAAGACGAACGCUUUGUCGGUCUCAACCACACGCACUUACAGUUCUCUCUACUUCAAUCCUCUGAACCACCCCAGCCACUGCCGAAGCUCCAGCACUGACUGUGUCAGAAAAUCUCAGUUUGAAUUUGAAGAUGAACACCCCGACAAGGAAAACCACAAUGUCAAUGUCAACAAGCCCAAGCCUUUCAGGUCUCUCUCCACUGACAGAAUCUUGAAGCCCUCCUCGCUUGAAUUCUGCAUGCAGAUGAACCACUUUCAAACCUCCCUCAACAUCUGGGACUACUCUGAUUCUGAGUCUGCUCCUGCUUCCUCCUGGUCCACACUGCCCAACAAGUCCUUGAUCUGUAGACCCUUGCCCUUAGAUGUUGGAAGGUGCACAUGUUUUAUUCUCAAGGAGCAAACGCCACAUGGACUGUCAGGGGGCACUUUCUUCUCUCUUUAUACCAAUGAAGGCCAGGGACGGCAGAACAGGAAACUGGCCGUGGCCCACCACAAACGGCGGAAUGGGAGGUCUUACUUCACCGUAGCUCAGAGUGUAAAAGGAUUACUCUCCCAUUCUGAUGAUACUUUUCUUGGCACAGUAACAGCUAACCUCAUAGGCUCAAAAUACUACAUUUGGGAUCAGGCGUAUCGUCGUAAUUCCGGCGGUAAACAACCAAAGCCACCUCUUGCUGUUGUGACCUAUAUACCCACCAUAACAACGUGUACAGGAAGUCACAGAAGCAUGAGAGCAUAUGUACCCAAGCAUCAAUGCAUGCCACUCAAGAACACAAACCAGGUACAGCAUAUAAAGGGAUUGCCAAUGAAUUGGGACGGAAAGCUGGACAAAGUCCAUCAACUGUUCUCAAAGGCCCCACUUUACAACAAGAUUUCAAAACAAUAUGAGCUUGACUUCAGAGAUAAAGGAAAGGCAGGACUCAAAAUCCAAAGAUCAGUUAAAAAUUUCCAGCUAACUUUAGAGGAGAAUGGGAGUCAGACGAUACUGCAGCUGGGGAGGGCAGGAAAAUCAAAAUUCGUCAUGGACUACAGGUACCCUUUGACAGGUUACCAGGCGUUUUGCAUGUGUUUAGCUUCCAUGGAUGCAAAGCUCUGUUGCACAGUGUAAUGGGGAAUUUCUGUUACCAAACUUGGUUCAAUCUCUGAACUGCUACGCAAACAAACACAAGUAGUUAACAGACCGUGUCAGAUGGUGUCGUUUUCGAAGGAAAUUGAAUAUUUUGCCGGAUUUGUUGUGUAUUUGGUGUCUCCAAGAUUCAACUCGGAAGACAAAGAUACCAAGUCAUCAAAUCUCCCAACAAAAGAUUCCAAUUUAUAAAUCGUUGUAGUCCCACUUUCAAGUGUUCUGAA